Molecule: messenger RNA, 843 nt
Organism: Poecilia reticulata (guppy)
Lineage: Eukaryota; Metazoa; Chordata; Actinopteri; Cyprinodontiformes; Poeciliidae
Source: RefSeq, a predicted model, not a curated record
AGUUUCUGCUCUGACUGGUGUUUUUUCAGGAACUUUMCAGUUUUCAGCCUGUUUGCUCCAGUUAACCGUUAAUCAAUAACUGAAUCAGUUGAUUAUUGUUUUAAUAAUGCGACCUGAAGCAGAGUAAAAUGAAAGAGUGAAUAAUACAGUUUGAGCUGAUUUUGAAACUUUUCCUUCGAUCCCAGAUGGAGGAGGAGAAGAAGCGGAAGAAGGAGGAAGCUGCCAGGAAGAAGCAGGAGCAGGAGAUGGCGAAACUCGCCARGAUGAGAGUCCCUCCGUGUGAGAUGUUUCGCUCAGAAACGGACAAAUAUUCCAGGUUUGACGACACGGGUUUCCCCACUCAUGACGCUGAAGGAAAGGAGCUGAGCAAAGGCCAAGCCAAGAAGCUGCGGAAGCUGUUCGAGGCUCAGGAAAAGCUCCACGGCGAGUAUCUGCAGAUGAACCAGAACGGGAACUGAGAGUCCGCUUCCCUCUGACGCAGCUUCAGCAGGGACUCGGUUUUAUUCUCCUCGGAUCAGAUCCAGAAAUGUGUGGAUGAAGAGGGGACGCUUCCUCCAUCAGCAGAACCCGGCUGCCACCGCCGCUUCUGGAUCAAACUCACGAACUUCAUCUGUGACGGUUUCCAUCAUGCAUUCCUAUCAGCCGUUCAUUCAUUCAUUCGUUCAUCCGUCUGUAAACGGAUUCAAACAAACUGCAGCGCCGAGUUUCCAGCAGACGAGGAAACUGGAGUCAGGAAAACCUGGGAAGCUGAACCCAAACCCCCUUCACAUCUAACCAAACUGGUGGAAAAAUUCAUUUGUGCUGCUUUUGCUUUGAACAUAUUAAUAAAAGUUUAAAGGUCAA